AUGCCUGCGCGAGCCAUUUCCUGUGGCGCCUUGGAGCAGCCAGCGACAGAACCAGAGCCCGAAGGGCGCGGGGAUGACUGGCAGCUCGAGAAUGAAUGCAGCGCAGAGGAGGAGAUGAAGUUGCAGUGCGAGGUUAAGCAGCCCCACAUUCCCGAACCGGGUAAGCUUCAGGAUGCCUUGAGCGAGUCCCAGCUCGACAGGAUGAGUCUGGUUCAGGUGCUGUCUGAAGAAGAUGGAAGUGCAACUUCAAGGUUUACAGUGGCAGCCGUGCGAGAAGGUGCCUGUCGACUGAUGCGUUUUCAGUCUCCGUGGGAUCCGGUCUGCGACUCCUCGCAGGGCAGACAAACUGUGGAAGGAGACCUCCUCGUGAGUGACGAGAGUAUCCUCGCGGGGUCUCAGCCAUCUGGCGAUCUGGUAAGCGCCGGCUUGGACUCCUGGCAGGUCGUGGACACGGAGGGCUUGGUUGUAGCAGAGGACGAUGUGGUCGACGCAUUGCAGACGGGAAGGGGUUCAGUGGAGGCCAAAAUGGAGCGGAUGCUUACGUGGAUGUUGGCUCCGGCAGUCCAUGGUAUACCCAAGCUGGGUGUACUUCCUGCCGAAGAGCGAGCAGCCGAACUGCUGUGCCAGCAUGACCGUGAGGUGGAGGCCGCGGUGCGCGAGGUUGUCGCAGGCUCGGAGAGGUCCGUCUCCACCGUUGUGCUGAACUUCUGCCUUGAGAGGAUUCCAGUGCUGGGCUGUCCAACAGUUCUGCUUCGGACAACUUGGGGCAACCUUCGCAGCAUUCUCAUCGUGGCUGCCAUGUAUGGACAUGACCUUGAAUCAGCUCGCGUCCAGCACGAGGCCUUGCUCUGCUUGGUCCCCCCUGGAGAUGACAAGGAUUCGUGCGCGGCUGCUCUGAAGCAGCAGAACGCAUCGGACCUGAAUCCGGCCACACUGGUAUCUGCAACGGCUCAGCAGGUGGCACGCUUCAUGAUUCGCGGGGCAUUGAGACGCGCCACCGGCCUUCAAGCCGCCGUGGACUGUUUCGAGUUGGCAUCUCUUCUGUAUAGCAGCUGUGGAAAUGAUGCUUUGGACGAGGAUGGCUUUGUCCACGUCACAGCUACACCAGCAUCCGCUGCACGGGAUUUCUUUCGCAAGAAGUCAUUUGCCUCCUGUGCGAUUCUUUGGUGCUCCCUGCCUUUUCUCGUUCUCGGAAUGGCAGCACCAAACCUUUUCAUGAUUGCAAGGUUUGUGCCCACUUUGAUAAGCUGGUUGUCGGCUGCACUCGGAAGGUUGCCUCGGGCGUACGUGAGGUCUGCGCCGGCGGUGGUGCUUUUCCUGACGGGGCCUUGUGUGGCAAUCUACCUCCGUCCCAACGUGCAGUGGCGAAAGAGGGCCAGGACUUCAGGAAUCCUAAGCCUCUUUGGCUACAGCGACGUGGGACGCUGGGAGCGAGCGCGGGAGAAGUUCGAGGAGGCCUGGCCACAAACCGUCACCGCGCUGGUAUUCCUCUUGCAUGCUCUUCUUCCUGCCAUUUCCACCAUGUCUUCUUUGUCUGUGGUGCUCAGUGCCCUGAGCCCAGCAGCUGAGCUGCAUGGGUGGCAGGGCUGGGAUCUUCUGAACCGAGUUGCUUGUGCUUCGCUGGGACUCUACAGUCUUUUCUCGGUCGUCCUUCACCAGCUGCAGAGGGAGUAUCCCGAGGACGAGCUGUCGACAGCGAGCGUCACCGUGCGGGCGAUCGUGCGAGGAGUGCUCGUGAUCCGCGUGGCAUCCCGAGCCGUAUGCUUUCUUGCAGCCUGGUUGUAUGUGCUCCUCAUCAUGGAUUUCGGAGUGGACCAGCUUUGGUUCUGGCGGGAAGGGCUUCAGCAAGGCACACCACUGGGAAUCUUGGGUCCCAUGGCUUGGCUACUGGAUGCAGAGCGCUCGCAUCUUUUUGCCAACGAGAAGUCCGUCAUCUUCUGCAUGAACCUGAUAAGUGUGAUCUCCCAGCAGCGAUUGGUGGAAGUGCUCUCACGCCGUGAAGUGCUUUUGCGUUUAAUCGGUGCCGAGCGGGUUAUGGCAUCUACCAUUUGCCUCCUUUUGAAGGGUGUGGCCGUGGCAUGCACCCCAUCGAAGAGUGCAAACCCAAUUGCUGAAUUUCUGGUUCGUGUGGCUCCUCCACCAGCCUGUUGUGUUGCCAUCGUGGCCUUGCGAGACCAUGCGUUGCCACUGGGCAUUGCAGUCGUAGUAGCGCCGCGGGUCACGGCCAUGCUCGGCAGUUCCAGCUGCAUGUUGGUUGGCUUAUUUUGUGGCGCCUACGCUGCUCACGCUGUCCUGUCAGUGUGGUACUCCUACCGCGGCGACUUGGACUCUGCAGCCCUUCGUUUGGCAAUGCUAGUUCCAGGAGGUGUUUCGAGCCAGGCAAAGGGACUUCUUCGCGGGGUCCUGGCGGGAGCGCACCGCCGCGCCGUUCAGUUGAUGGCCAUGGGCAUCCUGCAGCGAGCUUUCCGCUGGCUGACACAGCGGUAA
Messenger RNA from Symbiodinium sp. CCMP2592, 2487 nucleotides. The record is from the annotation of a GenBank genome assembly. Lineage: Eukaryota; Dinophyceae; Suessiales; Symbiodiniaceae.